ACUUUUUAAUUAUUUUAUAAUUAAUUUCUAAUUCUAUUUCUCUAUUUAUAUAUAUAUAUAUAUAAAUAAACAUACCUCACAAAAAUAAACAUAAUACCCACAACAAUUUCUUCUUUUUUUGACUUCUCUGUUUUCCUUCAUUCUCUAUUCUUGUAGUAGAGAAAAAUACCCAAAAAAACAAAAAAACAAAAAAAUUGUUCUUCGAUCUUUGUUUCCGAUUUCUACCAUGGGAAGAGGUAAGAUUAUGAUCAAGAAAAUCGAGAAUGUCAACACCCGUCAAGUUACCUUCUCGAAAAGGCGAGGCGGGUUGAUAAAGAAGGCGGAUGAACUCUCUGUCUUGUGUGAUUGUGAGAUUGCUCUUAUUAUCUUUUCUUGCACCGGGAAGAAGCAUGAAUUUGUCAGCAGAAAGACUUCCAUGGAUAGAAUCCUGAGAAGGUAUAGGGAUUUCAUGGCCAACUCUCCUGCUACCGCCCUAUCAAGCUCCUCCAAUGCAGCUACUGUUGAGCAUCAACAACUGGUUGAGCAGUACAAUCCAGAGUCUGAUGUGAAUACUAUGAGGGCUGAAAUUUCAAGGCUACGAACUUUAUGCCUGCAGCUGCAAGGGAGAGAAUUGGAAGGCUUGAAUCACAGGGAACUUCAAAUGUUGGAGCAGCAGUUACUUGAUGGGAUUUCUUCUGUCAGAAAUAAGAAGGAUCACUUACUACUGGAGCAGCUUGAGAAAUCCAAAUUACAAGAGGAGAAGCUUAACAGAGAAAACAUAGGUUUUCACCAAGAAAUCAUGGGCCUUAAACAACUUCUGAAGUCAUCUUGCAGCUCCGAAUCUAACUCGUUGAAAAGAAAGCGCACUGAAGGUGCCACUAUGGAGAAAGAAGUUGAGUCUGAACAUUUUCUGCGCUUAGGGUUGUCAACUGUAGGGGGAUGCUGUGAUCAGGUGAUGCCAAAGACAGAGAGUACCUCGGACAAUUCUAUUGCUCCAAAUGCAGUGUUAGAAUCAUGAAACAACAGAUAGCUAGAUCUAUGUUGAUUAGCCAUGGUUGUGUCCCAACUAGCCUCCGUAGUUAGUACAGUUAGUUGAGUUUCAUGUAGUUUUAGUAGUAAGUUGACAAAUUCAAUAUAGUUCUAUAGUAGUGGCAGUUUGGGUUUUAUACAAAAAACUUCUAUAGUGGUUAAUUGGAGAUGCAUUCAUGCCUCCCUUUUUAAUAGAAAAUUUUAGUUCUUUCA
Molecule: messenger RNA, 1221 nt
Organism: Spinacia oleracea (spinach)
Lineage: Eukaryota; Viridiplantae; Streptophyta; Magnoliopsida; Caryophyllales; Amaranthaceae
Product: MADS-box transcription factor 23
Exons: 8
Coding region: 227-997 (256 amino acids)
Biological process (GO): positive regulation of transcription by RNA polymerase II
Cellular component (GO): nucleus
Molecular function (GO): DNA-binding transcription factor activity; protein dimerization activity; RNA polymerase II transcription regulatory region sequence-specific DNA binding
Source: RefSeq, a predicted model, not a curated record